Durotheca rogersii is the source of this 2497-nucleotide messenger RNA. RefSeq names its product phosphoglucomutase 2. NCBI's taxonomy places the organism in Eukaryota, Fungi, Ascomycota, Sordariomycetes, Xylariales, Xylariaceae. Gene Ontology annotation, biological process: carbohydrate metabolic process. Gene Ontology annotation, cellular component: cytosol. The record is from RefSeq and is a predicted model, not a curated record. The coding region runs from base 492 to 2153 and encodes 553 amino acids. Gene Ontology annotation, molecular function: magnesium ion binding; phosphoglucomutase activity. The transcript has 5 exons.
CAUCCUAGGUGCGUACCUAUUCUCGUGGUUCCGCGCCGUCGCCCCGCCGGCUCUCUGUACUGGUAAUUGCGCGAUUCCCAUGUACCCCGCGGUAUGCGUAUACCCCGGCUGUACUGUGUCCUCCCUCCUGUUUUUGUGUGGAGCCGGUAGGCACCCUACGUAGCUCGCAUGUACAACUGUAUUCGGCAGUACGUCCAACACAGUACCCACGUCGCGGCCCUACUGAGAGAACCUGACAGCUUCCCCCCCAAUCAACCCUUGAUAGCUACCUAACCUCACCCCGCCAUCAUCAUCGUCAUAUGUUUUUCCUCCCCACCCGUCUUCCUCGCCCACUACCCAUUCGAAACCUUCUCUUUAAUAAUUGAACACCGGCUUCUUUUCCCUCGAGUUCUCAUUCCUAGCUGGCAUCUUACUUCGUUGCUCGCCUAUACCCCUCCCCGAGUAUCCCUAGCCUCAACUCAACCUAGAAACCACCCCUUCGAGGAUUGACCAUGAGCACUAAGACUGUCGAGUUCGCCUCCUUCGCGGACCAGAAGCCCGGAACCUCGGGUCUUCGAAAGAAGGUCAAGGUCUUCCAGCAACCCCACUACAGCGAAUCUUUCGUUACCAGCAUCCUCCUCUCCAUCCCCGAGGGCGCCGAUGGUGCCUUUCUAGUCAUUGGCGGUGAUGGCCGAUACUGGAAUCCCGAGGUCAUCCAGCUCAUCGCCAAGAUCAGUGCUGCGUAUGGAGUCAAGAAGCUGUUGAUCGGCCAGAAUGGCAUCCUGUCCACCCCCGCCGCCAGCCAUGUCAUCCGAAAGCGAAAGGCGACUGGAGGUAUCCUCCUAACUGCCAGCCACAAUCCCGGCGGGCCCACCCAAGAUUUCGGCAUCAAAUACAACCUAGCCAAUGGCGGUCCCGCUCCCGAGAGCGUGACGAACAAGAUUUUCGAGACCUCGAAAACCCUCACUUCUUACAAGAUCGCCGAUAUCCCCGACGUAGACAUUGCCACCAUCGGUACCCAGACGUACGGGGACCUCGAGGUCGAGAUCGUCGAUAGCACGGCCGACUAUGUGCAGAUGCUCAAGGAAAUCUUCGACUUCCCCCUCAUUAAGAAGUUCUUCACCGAAAACCCCGACUUCAAAGUGCUCUUCGAUGCUCUGCACGGCGUCACGGGUCCCUACGGCAAGGCAAUUUUCGAGCACGAACUCGGACUUGAGGGGUCCACGCAGAACUGCAUCCCGAGUCCCGAUUUCAACGGCGGACACCCAGACCCCAACCUGACUUACGCCCACUCCCUAGUAGAGGUCGUCGAUAAGAAUUCCAUUCCCUUCGGCGCCGCUUCCGAUGGCGACGGCGAUCGUAACAUGAUUUACGGCGCAGGCGCUUUUGUCUCGCCCGGAGACAGUCUGGCAAUUAUCGCCCACCAUGCGCAGCUCAUCCCCUACUUCAAAAAGCAGGGUGUCUAUGGCCUGGCCCGCAGUAUGCCGACCUCCGGUGCUGUUGAUCUUGUCGCCAAGGCCCAGGGGCUCAAUAGCUACGAGGUUCCUACAGGUUGGAAGUUCUUCUGUGCCCUCUUCGACGCAGACAAAUUGAGCAUCUGUGGCGAGGAGAGUUUUGGCACGGGUAGUAACCAUGUGCGAGAGAAGGAUGGCCUUUGGGCUGUGGUGGCAUGGCUCAAUAUCAUCUCUGGUCUAGGCGCGGCCAAUCCCGGAACUAAGCCAAGCAUCAAGCAGAUCCAAGAGGACUUCUGGAAGACUUACGGCCGGGUGUUUUUCACUCGCUAUGACUACGAGAAUGUAGACUCCGACGGUGCUAACAAGGUUGUCGGGACGCUGAAUGACCUUGUUGCUGAUCCCAACUUCAAGGGUAGCAAGAUAGGAGAGCGGACCGUAACUGAUGCUGGCAACUUCUCCUACACCGAUCUGGACGGCUCUGUUUCCUCCAACCAAGGCCUUUACGCUCGUUUUGACAGCGGCAGCCGGAUCGUAGUCCGAUUAUCGGGAACUGGAUCCUCGGGAGCGACAAUCCGCUUGUACAUCGAGAAAUACAGUAACGACCCGUCAACAUAUGGCCUGGAUGCGCAAGAAUUUCUCAAGGAUGAAAUCAAGUUUGCAACUGAUCUCCUGAAGUUCAAGGAAUAUGUGGGACGUGAUGAACCGGAUGUCAAGACAUGAGAAACAGCUGGAAUUUGCGCGAGUAGUUUAGCAACCAAAAAAAGCUUCGUGGGUUGGGAGGGCAGCAAUUGGAGUCUAGCAUGGAGGCAAUACUUGCAAUUACUGUCAAAUGGCCUUGGAGGAUUAGUGGAAUUCAAUAACAAGCUGCUGUUCAUGAGGAUGGGCAGCAAUGCUGAGAUAAUCUCAUUAAUAUCUAGGACUCUGCUCAGGACCAUAUUCUUAUGCUCCAGUCGAGAGUUGCGAAGCCCCCUCUAAUACUAAAGUGACAUUACCUAAAGUCAUCACAAGUUAAAACUUGAGGGGCAAGUUGUCCAAAUCUGUGAACUUCGUAAUAUUAUCCUAGC